AUGAAACCUCUUAUCGCCCUAACAGCUCUAUUCAGCGUAACAACCGCCUCACAGUCUCCCCUCCGCGAUAAUCAAAUGCCCCUCCCCAAACCUCCCAUCCCUCUAAAAGGCCAUCUCCCUCUAAUGUCUCCCGACCAACCCUCCGUCCAGCCCUCCGUCGCCCUCGGCGACAUCCUAGGCUCCAACCGCGGCCUAACAUCGUUCUCAUCCUUCGCGCGCAUGCAGCCCUCCACCGAUACAAGACUCAGCGAUCUUUCAACGAAUACCACUGUUCUUGCGCCGCUGAACUCAGCGGUUGAUGCGCUGCCGCGCAAACCGUGGGAACAACCCGCUGAUUACAAUACUUUUGGCGCUGAUGCGUAUGAGGGUGAUGGAGGGCAGGAUAGGGCGAGGGAGAAUAUGAGGCGGUUUGUGGAGGCGCAUCUUGUGCCUGUUAGUCCGUGGGAGAAGGGGGAGAAGAGUAAGACGCUUGGGGGGAAGGAGGUUUGGUGGGAGGUUAAGGAGGGACGGAGGGUUAUUAUGCCUGAUGAGGUUGAGGUUGAGAAGGUUGCUAGUCAGGUUGGGAAUGGAGAACUGUGGAUUCUCAAAGGAGUUUUGAACUACGCCUAG
This is a messenger RNA of Fusarium tjaetaba, 609 nucleotides long. Its product is annotated as FAS1 domain protein. The coding region runs from base 1 to 609 and encodes 202 amino acids. Lineage: Eukaryota; Fungi; Ascomycota; Sordariomycetes; Hypocreales; Nectriaceae. The transcript is spliced from 2 exons. The record is from RefSeq and is a predicted model, not a curated record.